Molecule: messenger RNA, 489 nt
Organism: Caenorhabditis remanei
Lineage: Eukaryota; Metazoa; Nematoda; Chromadorea; Rhabditida; Rhabditidae
Exons: 3
Coding region: 1-489 (162 amino acids)
Source: RefSeq, a predicted model, not a curated record
AUGUCUCAACGGGAACAGCAGAGACAGAAAAAAAGCAAGGUAAAUACCACAGUUUCAGGAAAGACUUUCCAAUUGAUGAACAAGAAUCUCGUCGACAUUCCAACAUUUCACGGAGAUAUAGAGCAAUGGGAAGUUUUCUACCAAGUUUUCAGAAUAAUGGCAGAGGAAGAUGACAACAUCCCAAAAGUAAACCAAAAAAUGGUCAAACGCCAAAUAGAGCAUGGCUACUCGUCGUACGGAUUUUCAACAAUGUCCUCAACAUCCAAACACAACAGAUGCUGCAAGAAAUGGCAAGGAAACGUCGAAGAAGAGCUAAAGAGGAACGAAACAGUAGGCAACAGCUCAUGGUGCACCAUCUUAGGAUCUGCCCACACCCAAAGUUUCGAUCCGAACAUCAGAAAGAAAGAAGAGACCAGAGGUAUACCAUAUGGAGUCAAGAAAGCGAUAAAGAAAAUAUUCAGUCAAAAAAGAUUCCCAAAAGUUAAUUGA